GUGGUCCAUUCAGAUACUGGCAGUCCAGAUACGGACAAGGAUUUUGACCUGACUGCUGACAUGAUGGUCCAUGAUUAUGACGACGAAAGAACCCUUGAAGAGGAGGAGGCCCUGGCUGGUAGUGAUACAGAGGAAUUAGAUGAUCUUCAGAAGGAGAGUGAGAUGCCCAUAGAAGACCUCUUGGCUCAGUACACGACCGGAGCAGGGGCAGUAGAGUUGACUGGCGACCUCACAAGUGACUCAUCCUCUAGCAGUGAAGAUGAGGAUUCGGAAAGCCACGAAGUGGCAGCAAUCAAAACAGCCACUCACGACAAACACAACAACGGCAGCGUUGCCAUCGAACCCACCAAAAUUGUGUCUCGGUCUCAAACAGAACGGCUCCUGAGGUCUACCAUUCAUCAUGAAAGUGACGACUCAGAAUCAUCAACAGAGGAUGAAAAUUAUGAGCCAAUUGAAGAACAUAAAAAGACAAUACAAGUUGGCUCUGACUUCCAAGCAGUCAUCCCAGUUGGUCUGUCUGUCUAUGGGGAUGCUCCAGCUUAUGAGAACGAAGACAGACUUUUGUGGGAUCCAUCAAAAAUUAAGGACGAAACUGCCCUGAAUGAGUACCUGUGCAAUAUUCAGCGCGAGGUCGAUAAAAAGUUGCAGACAGUGUCCAACAUUCCACGAGGAAAGCACAUUAGAGAUGAUGAACAGGCAUUGUUCUUAUUGCUGCAAUGUGACAAUAAUAUAGAAGAAGCGGAAAGGAGGAGGAAAAUGCAAGCAGUUCCACCAACAGACGUGAUGAGCUUAUGGUCAGAGGAUGAGUGCAGGAACUUUGAAGAUGGACUUCGACUCUAUGGCAAAAACUUUCAUGAAAUUCAUCACAAUAAGGUACGGACAAGAUCUGUGUAUGAGUUGGUUCAUUUUUAUUACCUCUGGAAGAAAACUGAGAGACAUGAUAUCUUUGCUGCAAAAACCAGAGCAGAGAAGAGGAAAUAUGCACUCAGUUCUGGUGCAAUAGAUCACAUGGAUCGUUUCCUGGAGGAGCAAGAGCUGGAGCUGAACCAGCUAACAGCACCUCAGAUCUCGGAGGCAAAGACGGAGGCUAAUGAUGAUGAACACACCAAGUCCAACAUUGGCAUUUUCAACACAGGCAAAACAACAAUUUUGUCCCCCUCUCGGCAUGCAGAAAAAACCCUUAGCUCUUCAAAGCGUUCUCACCCAAACCACCUUGAAUUCAACGGCAGCAAUUCUGCAGAGUAUUCAUCACCCAAAAAGCUUAAGGUUGACACCUCAUCCUGUGAAAACCCCACUCCAAAGAAGCAGAAACUGCAUGAAAACGUGCCAGAGUCCAGUCGAACUGUUGAGAUUAAUAGCUCGUCGUCUGCACCCACGUCAUUACCCAUCACUUCCACAUCUGUCAGAAGUCCUAGCAAAAGCCACCACUCUUCAGAGCAAGGGAGUGAGCCUAAACACAUAGCUGCCACAGCCUCAGCGGUAGCAGGCGAAUUACCAAAUCAAGACACUGACAACAGCAUCUCCGGAGUGGCACAGUCAACCUCAGCAGAUAUAUCACUGACCAAGGAGAUUUCCGAGGCAUCCGGCAAUUUGUCAGGCAAAUAUGGAGGUGUGGUUACAAGUGUUGGCAGCAAGUCUUUAACUGAAGGAGGCGAUAAACAUGCACCGUGCAUUACAAAUUGUAUUUAA
Molecule: messenger RNA, 1689 nt
Organism: Candidula unifasciata
Lineage: Eukaryota; Metazoa; Mollusca; Gastropoda; Stylommatophora; Geomitridae
Source: the annotation of a GenBank genome assembly